AUGGAGAAAGAUAUCAACGAGUUAAAGAAUUGUCCAAGUAUAGAGAGAGUUCAUGAGAUAUUGAUGGAUAAUUUGUACAACCCUUCUUUCUCGUAUAUAACUGCAUUGCUUGAUUUCACCAUACCGCAACUAUUCGAUUCACUUCCACAUUCAGAUUUUAAGAUCUUGAUUCAAACGUUUCAAACGUUGAUUGGGUUAGGAAAUCUUCUAAAUAGAAUCUCCACAAGUAAAGAACAAUUACAUUUAUAUUUGACUAUUUUGCAACAUGUAUUCAACGAGGAAUUGGUUGUGAAAUUGAUUAAAGUUAACCCUACUCCUGUUGAAGUAAAGGAAAUCAACAAGCUUAUCUUUAAAGGGAGGGCGUUGGCAAUUGUGAAUGAAGCAUCAACUCUAUCGAAUGUUGAAAUUACAAACGAGUGUUUUAAACAUACUGGUGGCUAUAUUGAAUAUCUAUCUAACUCAUUGCUAAAACUCUAUCAAUCCAAUACGGGGAGUGACAUUACUGGAGAAUUUCUACACUCGAUUCUUAAAUUUGGGGAUAUCUCCAUGAUUAAAUUUUAUGACAUAUUUUUCAAAGAGUCCACUUGGGACUAUUUUGUUCAAUCUUUCCAUUCCAUGAAAAAGUUUCAAAAGAAGGACUACCUAAAAGGUCUACUCAAUAAUUAUGUUGUACGCCUUGUUCGAAAUUCAAAUCUAAAUGCGUUGUUUAAUUUGCUCAGUUUUACAUCUGACCUAUUUGAUGAAAUGGUGAUAGAAUCAAUUAUCCAAACUGCCAAUAAAAGCCUAACCCAACUUGUUGCCAUGAUUCUUACCAAGUGUCCUGAUGAUACAACUGAUUCUUUGAUAAGCAAAUUGAUUGCAAAAUGGUCUAACCGCUCGUUUAUAAAAAAUGAGCCUAUUUCCAUUCAAGAAUCGAGAACAUUUAUGAUUAUGCAGCUAGUUGGCCGACGAAAAGGUUCAGCAUUCAUUAGAGAAUUACUCACAAACAAACUAUUUUUGAAUGCUAUUAACAACAGAUUACUGUCAUUUUCAAAUAACAUCAAGGCAUUGGGUGUGGUUUUGGUCGACUAUGUUUGUGAACUAAAUGGAGAACAAAAGAUAUUCUCAUUGGCGCCAGAGGUAGAUACCUAUUCUUCGUUGAUUGUGCCAAUUGUGGCUACCACAGAAUUACCAGGGCACGAUUGUUGGAAGGCAUUAAAGCUUAAAGAAACAACUUCCCCAAUCAAGGUUGAGAGCAAGCAGGACAUCAAUCACGACUCAGAUGACGAUGACAGCUUGCCACCGCAAGCAGAAGUUGCCGAUCCAAUAUAUGUCAAGCAAUUGAUAGAAUACCUAAAUGUUGACACCAGCAAACAAAACGCAUAUGAAAUGCAAAGAAAGGCAUUACUCAAAGGACCCACCCUACUCCACCAGAAAUAUCGUUAUGGGACAGAAGUUCAUUUUCAUCUGGAAGAAUUGCUAACUUUGUUAAUCGGGCUAGAUAACCAUUUUGAUCAUAAAGAUUUUAAUGAGUUGAAACUUAAUAAUAUGGUUGCUGUAAUUGUUACUAAUCCCAAUAUUACCGUAUAUAUGUUCAAUUUGCUAUUAACUGGCGACUAUUCGUUACAACAGAGAGUGUUAAUCUUAUCUGCAACUUUAUUGGCUGCUCGACAGUUGAAAGGGCUCAAAGACGACACAAUACAAAGUUCAUUCAGCACAACAGGCUUCCCGUCGCAGACUUUACCAGAAGCUUUACACAGAAAGUACCUUGAGUUGGAGGGUGGUUCCAAGUACAUUGAUUUUAUUGAACAUGAAGUACAGAAAGAAUUAUUGGCCGAAGCAUCAGCUGAAGCUCAAGACCAAUUGUUGGGAGCGGGCAAACUAGUCAGGAUUUCGUCAAGAUUAAAGCGACCAGCCAAAUCGACUGAGACUCCAAUAACAAAAGAUUUUUAUACUAUUAUUGGCAAGUUAUUCUUUUUCCCCUUGCUCAAUGUAUGGUACGAAGCAGGCACCAUAGAUAUCGGACACUACUCUCCAGUUUUUAUUGGCCACUAUAUCAAGACUGUGGCGUUGUUAAUACACUGUGCUUAUCCUCUGUCAACUCAAUUAAACGAUAUGGUUAAGGAGUUUUUAAUUUUGAGUUGCAAUGUUCUUCGAAAGAUUUCGUUAGAGGCGACACCUGUGGUCGAGAGCAUAGUUACUGGUGUUUUGAUAGUUUGUGAAGUAUCUAACGCCGAGUUUUUAGUAACUAAUCACAAUGACGAAAUAGUUUUCAUUCAAAACUGGUUGUCGGUGUCAUGGGAUUUGUUGGUUGAUGACAAACUAAAGAGUGUUGCGGCUGGGUUAUUGCUAAGAUUACAAAAACUAGAGUCUAGUUUUAACAGAACCAUAAUGGAUCGAUCUAGUAGUAUUAUUGUUUAA
Molecule: messenger RNA, 2400 nt
Organism: Candida dubliniensis CD36
Lineage: Eukaryota; Fungi; Ascomycota; Pichiomycetes; Serinales; Debaryomycetaceae
Exons: 1
Coding region: 1-2400 (799 amino acids)
Biological process (GO): telomere maintenance via telomerase; protein stabilization
Cellular component (GO): cytosol
Molecular function (GO): telomeric repeat DNA binding; Hsp90 protein binding
Source: RefSeq, a predicted model, not a curated record